AUUCAGUUGUUGGUGUCUUCGAGGGUUUGACUUCCAUAUUUCGUUUUUUUUCAAUCAAUCAAUCAAUGUGCUCUAGUGGUGUCGUUAAACAAAACAAACUAACUUUUUUCCAUAUUUCGUUUUUCCCACAUCUUCGCCUGUCAGGGUAGGCCUACCAUUCCGUAUAACUACGCCAUUCCAUAAUGCAGUACCGUAGUUAUACGGAACCGUAGGCCUACAAUGGCUUGCGAAGGUGGUCCUCCCAUACGAUAUUCCGUUAGACAUUCCCUAGUUUCACUUCUAACCAGUCAGACAAAACCGUAACACGUGAUCAAGGCCGUAUCUUUGCACAAUGCAGAGUCGAAAGGUAUUUGGCAAAAUAGUGGUUGAUUCCAUGAAUCUCUGUCUAGUGCCUCGUCAAUAGAACAGCCAUUCCUGACGAGAUCCUUUUAAUUAUUUCUGGAAAUUUCUUCUUUCUCGCACCGCCAUAAAGAGGACUGCCACUUCCAUACCCACUUACUAAUUCAGAACAGGCACAGGAGAGAGCUCAGUGGAAUAAUUACAUUUGUUAUGACCUGCACUAAUCUGGUAUCUGGUGUUCGCGAAAGGUGAAUAUAUUCUGCCUCACCGGUGGCACCCGCCAUGAGUAUUGCCACCACAGCUGUCAAGUCCUUGAAGUCAGUUACUUCUAAAACGAUGAACAAAUAACAAAUGUGUAAAUGAAGAUAAAAUUAGACAAUGUGGUGACGUCAUUACCGUCGCAACAACUUGGCCAAGUAUGGGUUGCUGGAAUGGAAUUUUUAAUCUUUUCUCAAUUCUUUGUGUACUGGUGAUCAUUAGUGGAGGUUGGUAUAAAAACCAACAACACCAAGUGAACGGAAGCCCAGCAAGUUCAUAUGACGCGGUAAAACGCUUAAAGGGCAAUGUUAAAUUAAAUUAUCUUCGACUUCUUCUGUCAAAACUGUUUAUUCACGAAAAAAAACUAGCAAAUAUGGAUAAAAAGGUACAAAUUCAAUCGCCCACCGUGGCUGCAACUCAGCACCACGAGACAGCUCAGCACCAUGAAGCAACUCAGCACCACGAGACAGCUCAGCACCAGCACCAUGAGACAACUCAGCACAAUGAAGCAACUCAGCACCAUGAGAUAACUCAGCAUCAUGAGACAACUCAGCACCAUGAUACAACUCAGUACCAGGAGAUAACUCAGCACCACGAGACAGCUCAGCACCAUGAAGCAACUCAGCACCAGAACCUGAGACAACUCAGCACCAGAACCAUGAGACAACUCAGCACCAGCACCAUGAGACAACUCAGCACCAUGAAGCAACUCAGCACCAGGAGAUAACUCAGCAUCAUGAGACAACUCAGCACCAUGAG
Messenger RNA from Gigantopelta aegis, 1356 nucleotides. Its product is annotated as G-box-binding factor-like. The record is from RefSeq and is a predicted model, not a curated record. The transcript is spliced from 2 exons. Bases 758 to 1324 code for a protein of 188 amino acids. NCBI's taxonomy places the organism in Eukaryota, Metazoa, Mollusca, Gastropoda, Neomphalida, Peltospiridae.